AUGUACUACGCAAUCCAGAAGUGCCUUCGAAGCGAAGAAGGAACAAAGGAAGAAGAGGGGCGAUUUUUUUGUACCGAACCCAAUAAACUCGCACAAACUCUUGCCGCCGCCGUCCCUCUCUCAGCUCCGCCGGGCCGCCAGGAGGCGCCGGGCCGGGCCCGCGCCCAUCUUGUCGCCGCCAUCGUCAGCGCCUCCUCCCGCUCGGGCCGCCCCUUCCGCCGCCGCCAUCGCCGGGACGCCAGGCACAGCAGCGCCAUGUCGUCCCACAAGACGUUCAAGAUCAAGCGCUUCCUCGCGAAGAAGCAGAAGCAAAACCGGCCCAUCCCGCAGUGGAUCCGCAUGAAAACAGGCAAUAAGAUCAGGUACAACUCCAAAAGGAGACACUGGAGAAGGACCAAACUGGGCUUGUAAGAGAGACUGUCUCCUGGGAACUCUAAUAACACUUGUCUUUCUGCGUCAGAUUGAUCCACCCCCACACACUGCUGGCCAUCCCCUCAGUCAUUCCUUCUGUAGUGUUGGACUGCCCAGUUGUUUUUGUAUGAACUGGUUUGGGUUAGUGAUUGGAAUGGGAAUAAUCUUGAGGUGGUUGCCAUCUGAAACAUGAAGACCGUGUUCUAUUAGUGUUCUUUCUUUCAGGCAUCCUAAGUGUUGACAGUGUAUGAGCUUGUUAAUAAACAUGGACCUGAAUGACC
Molecule: messenger RNA, 692 nt
Organism: Anas platyrhynchos (mallard)
Lineage: Eukaryota; Metazoa; Chordata; Aves; Anseriformes; Anatidae
Source: RefSeq, a predicted model, not a curated record